AUGAAGGUGGUCAACCAAGUAGCAACGCUCUUCUUCGUCGCGGCACCGAUUGUUGCCCAGACCAGUUCAGAAUCGUUUCUUUACUCGAUCCUGCCAACUGAUUCACUGACACCCCUUCCUACCCCGGUGCCGCUUCCUACCGUGGUGGAAGACGGCUGUCCCACCGCAACAGAGCUAUCCCUGUGUCCCAGUUGUACCGGCGACGCACCGCAAUGCGUUACGGUGUCGACUCUGACGCAGUCAUGCGGCUGCCCUAGUGUAGCUGCGACAGAGAGCUUCACAUUCGGCUGCGACAAGAGUGCCUGCCCUAGGGUUGGCUGCAGCACCAGCUACACCAUUGUCUCUGGCGAGGAGGCAUGCACAGGUAGUGCGAGCGUGUCUGGCACGGCCAUAACGACCGACGUGGUCACGGUGACAACGACACAAGCGUCCACGGCCGCGACGGGUUCGCAAACCGGUACGGCAUCAGGUGCCUCGGGGUCCUCGGCUUCUGCUAGUGCGACACCAAAUGCGGCAGGAAGACUGGCCGUCCCUUUCAAGUUUUGGUAA
Messenger RNA from Colletotrichum phormii, 549 nucleotides. RefSeq lists its product as uncharacterized. The transcript is spliced from 2 exons. NCBI's taxonomy places the organism in Eukaryota, Fungi, Ascomycota, Sordariomycetes, Glomerellales, Glomerellaceae. The record is from RefSeq and is a predicted model, not a curated record. The coding region runs from base 1 to 549 and encodes 182 amino acids.